Messenger RNA from Etheostoma cragini (Arkansas darter), 1729 nucleotides. It is a transcript of the gene ctsc, whose product is annotated as cathepsin C. The record is from RefSeq and is a predicted model, not a curated record. The transcript has 8 exons. Lineage: Eukaryota; Metazoa; Chordata; Actinopteri; Perciformes; Percidae. Gene Ontology annotation, molecular function: cysteine-type endopeptidase activity. The coding region runs from base 44 to 1414 and encodes 456 amino acids. Gene Ontology annotation, cellular component: lysosome.
GCGCGUGUGUGUAGCAGAUAAACUAGCUGUGUCUGCGCUGAAGAUGAGGCUGAGCGGUGUGCUCGUGUGUCUGCUCCUGCUUUGGGUUGAAGGGUCCUGGGGUGACACACCGGCCAACUGCACCUAUGAGGAGCUACUGGGGACAUGGGUGUUUCAAGUGUCCAAAGGAGGACACGACAAGACCAUUAACUGCUCCGCUGAAGCUACAGGCCAGAGCACAGUGACGGUGACCCUGGAGAAACUGUCUGUAGCCACUGAUGAGCUGGGGAACAUCGGCUUCUUUACCCUCAUCUACAACCAGGGCUUUGAAGUGGUCCUUAAUGGGUACAAAUGGUUUGCCUUCUUCAAGUACACUGAAGAUGGCUCUAAGGUGACAAGCUACUGUGACCAGACCCUGCCAGGGUGGGUCCAUGAUGUUCUGGGACACAACUGGGCCUGUUUUGUGGGGAAGAGAGUCAAACCAGUACCACCCAAAAUAGAUUACAAACCAGUUUUCAGCAGCAGUAGGCUGCUCCAGAAGCCUUACAAACACAACCUGGACUUCAUUAAUUCCAUCAACGCUGUUCAGAAAUCAUGGAAGGCUGCGCCCUACCCGGAGCAUGAGAUGUACACUCUGAAGGAACUGCACUACCGAGCAGGGGGGCCCGCCUCCCGUAUCCCCGUGCCUGUUCGUUCUAUGCCUGUGAAAGCUGAUUUAGCCAAGAUGGCCGCAGCUCUACCUGAGCAAUGGGAUUGGAGGAACGUUGAUGGUGUUAACUACGUCAGCCCUGUGCGAAACCAAGCAUCAUGCGGAAGCUGCUACUCUUUUGCUUCCAUGGGAAUGCUGGAAGCUCGUGUUCGAAUCCUCACCAACAACACUGAGACUCCCAUCCUCAGCUCGCAACAAGUGGUCUCCUGUUCUGAAUAUUCUCAAGGUUGCGAUGGUGGGUUCCCAUACCUGAUUGGGAAGUAUGUGCAGGAUUUCGGCGUUGUGGAUGAGUCAUGCUUUCCAUAUGUUGCAAAGGACUCUCCGUGUGGCGUUCCUCAAAACUGUGGCCGCAUGUACACCGCAGAAUACAACUACGUCGGUGGAUUUUAUGGAGGAUGCAGUGAGAUGGCAAUGAUGUUGGAACUGGUGAAGAAUGGACCCAUGGGGGUAGCCUUUGAGGUCUACCCUGACUUCAUGCACUAUAAAGAGGGCAUCUACUACCACACCGGCCUUGCAGACCCCUUCAAUCCCUUUGAGCUGACCAACCAUGCCGUGCUGUUGGUGGGAUACGGCCGCUGCCACGUGACCGGACAGAAGUACUGGAUUGUCAAGAACAGCUGGAGCACCAGCUGGGGCGAGGACGGCUACUUCCGAAUUCGCCGGGGCAAUGACGAGUGUGCCAUUGAGAGCAUUGCAGUUGCAGCGAACCCCAUUCCCAAACUGUAGAAGCUGAAAGCUCAGGAUGAAAGGAAUAAGUGGUUUUAACAGCCAGGCACGGUUGAUGUAGUAAAUAUAGGCAACUAUAAUCUCCCAUAAGUGAAAAGCAUAAAUACUUUUAUUUUAUGGUUUGUUUCUAAAAGUAUUGACACAUACCACUUACGUUAGCGUUACUCUGCUCUUAUGAUGCCAUGAAUACCUACCACCUUUUUUUUUUUUUUAAAUGGUUGAUUAAAACAAUCACUGAUUAGCUGCAUAUAAACCAUUUUAAAUCAAGCUGGAACUGCCGACAUAAACUUGGAAUCAGAAUGCAUUGGUACACAC